GAAAGGAAGGAAAUGAACUAAUGGGUCUCAAUUAAGGCAAAUAAGGAGCACGGAAGGGAAUGAAAUGCAGGGCUCUGCUCUGAUGAGGCCAAGGAUGGGCUGCAGCAGAGACUCCUGCACCCCAAUUCAGGCAGGGCAGCACCAGCGCAGCACAGUCGCCCUUUGGCCAAAUGCCAGGCUCACCCACCCCGACUGGUUUCUACGGCAUCCGCAGAUCCUUCCCAGCCGAGCUGGAUUUCCACAGCACCAAGCAGUUUGUCAGUGAUGUCUACUCCUCCUCUCUGGGCUCCAAGCCCUUCUCCUGCGACUCCUCUUCCCCCCAGGGCUACCCAGCACUCCUGGAGCCCUAUCUCAGCGAGCAGUUUGGGGAUCACCGUGCUCCUCCUCUCCCAGCUGGCACCAGCUCCUUCUUCAACCCUCCGGCCGUGCCCCCUCUCCUGCCAUCGUUCCCCAGCGACACGGGGCCCUUCCUGCUCAGAGAGCCCUGGGAGCAGACCUCACCCGAGAGCCUCAGCCAGUCUGACAGUGCCUGCUCCGACCCUCUGCAGGCGCUCCCUGCCAGCUCCAGCUGCCCGUCCCUGCCUGAAUCCGGAGGUGUUUCCCCAUUCCGAGGCUCAAGUUGGAGCCCAGCCAUCCCUGGAGCCCAGCCCUACCCUCUGCACCCCCUUGAAGACGUCCACUACUCACCCAGCUACGCUGCCAGCUCACCCUACAGCUUGCCCCCGUUCAUGGCCGUGGCCAACGAGCCCUCCAGGAUGAGCCACCUGUGCCCGGAGCAGCCCUCGGAGCCACCACACCUUCCCGACCACUCUGCCUGGGCUAAAGAGGAUGGAAGUGCCCUCUGGGGGACUUAUGAAGGCAGGAGAACUUAUUGAGGAGAGAGAAGAGCUGGAGGAAAGACAAACAGACCAUUAUUGAAGCAGGUUUUGAAUGACUGAAUUAUUGAAGCUCUUUCCUAAACUGCUCCUUCAAACGUGAUGCUUUGUGCUCUGGUUAGAAAUACAAUCAUUGGACACGCCACAAUUAGUUCAGAGUGGUGCCUUGCGAAAGGA
Poecile atricapillus (Black-capped chickadee) is the source of this 1052-nucleotide messenger RNA. RefSeq names its product POU class 2 homeobox associating factor 2 (gene POU2AF2). NCBI's taxonomy places the organism in Eukaryota, Metazoa, Chordata, Aves, Passeriformes, Paridae. The record is from RefSeq and is a predicted model, not a curated record. Bases 171 to 875 code for a protein of 234 amino acids. The transcript is spliced from 4 exons.